AUGCCGAAAGGACCACUGACCAAGUAUUUCGCACCUUUCAGAGCACUUGGAUUCGGUACCUUGAGGCUUGAGGUGGGCAGAGACCCCGUCAUCUUUCCCACUAUUAACCUUCUCUUCAGCUUGCCUGAUCCAAGUCGUGUUAUCGCCCAGCUGCCCACGGAGUAUUACGUCGCAGAUACACAGAUGCGUGGAGACUGGACUAAGGUAGAUUCUCCCUUGCAGUACGUAUCACUCGUUGAGAUACGACUAUCCAUAUACUGCGUAAGCCUGCACAUUGUCUUGGCCAGCUUCGGCAAGGGAGAGAGGAAUCCAACCCCGGCCAGCUUUUAA
This is a messenger RNA of Colletotrichum lupini, 330 nucleotides long. RefSeq lists its product as uncharacterized. The coding region runs from base 1 to 330 and encodes 109 amino acids. NCBI's taxonomy places the organism in Eukaryota, Fungi, Ascomycota, Sordariomycetes, Glomerellales, Glomerellaceae. The record is from RefSeq and is a predicted model, not a curated record. The transcript has a single exon.